This is a messenger RNA of Puccinia triticina, 1761 nucleotides long. RefSeq lists its product as uncharacterized. Gene Ontology annotation, cellular component: eukaryotic translation initiation factor 4F complex. Bases 1 to 1761 code for a protein of 586 amino acids. The record is from RefSeq and is a predicted model, not a curated record. The transcript has a single exon. Gene Ontology annotation, molecular function: protein binding; translation initiation factor activity; mRNA binding. NCBI's taxonomy places the organism in Eukaryota, Fungi, Basidiomycota, Pucciniomycetes, Pucciniales, Pucciniaceae.
AUGCUGAUCUUGUGGGUUGAGAAAAUUCAGGAGGUCUUCCCGCUCGACGCGCCCCAGGCCCUGAAACGAUCUGUCAAAAGUUGGAAGACGAGAAGAUCGGUGCCAUUGGAUGAGAGCUCACCCAUGUUUAUCAUUGGGAAAAUGAGGGCGCUUCUGAACAAGUUGACCUAUCAACACUUCGAUUCGAUAUCCGAUCAAGUUAUCGACUUGGUCAACAAAUCCGAGAAUGAAGGCAACGGAAACCGCGUGUACGCGAUCAUUGCACUGAUCCUCGAGCAACUCACCGAUCGGGGCCAUUGGCCUGAGCUCUACGCGAGGCUUUGCCAGAGAUUCCGCGAAAAAAUAUCUCCUAAUAUCAAAGACGAAAGCUUUUUUGGCGGCAAAGGCCCUCAUCCAUACGGCUUUCAUUUGUUUAGGAAAUAUCUCCUCAAUCGAUGCGAGAAUAUCUACGCACAAGUGCGCAAUAAAUCAGACGACGAGCUCGCAGAUGCAAUUGCAAUUGCUCAAAAUUUUGCUCAUUUGACCGGAGGCCCAACCGCCAACGAGAAAUCGCAUGCUGAAAUCAAAAUAAAGAGUCGGAAAUCCUCUACGGGAGAAGCGGCGAUUCUCUCGGACCGGUUUUAUGCCAUCCAAAAGGCUAAACGACGGCGUCUCGCUUUUGUUCAGUUCAUCGGAGAACUGUUCAAGUUCGAUUUCUUGACCCAGAGAACCAUGCAUGAAAAUAUUAAAAACCUCCUCACCAACAUUGAUACACCUGAAGAGAAAGAUAUCGAAAUACUUUGCUGCUUGAUGAUGACCGCCGGGGGAUUACUCGAUCACAAAAAAGGUACCCGCGAGAUGAAUAUUUACUUUAAUCACAUGACAAAAAUGUCUAGAAAUCCACAGUUGAGCUCACGAGCUCGGUUCAUGAUCAUGGUACGCAUACACAGCCACAGUACCGAAGAAGACCAGCUGAUUGAUUCAUUCUUACUUCAGGACGUCAUCGACACGCGCAACAACAAGUGGGUCCCACGGGUGAAGGUCGACCUACCAGCCUGUCAACUUUCGCAUUGCCAGCCGAAGCCCAAGCGCGUCAAGAGGAAAGUAAACAAUGUUUCGGAGAGUCCUUCUCAAGCCACCCGCGAAGAAAACCUCACUGCAGCACUGGUUCCGCAAAGUCAACCGGUUCCACCAAGUCACAAACCCAAACGCACCAAGAGGAAAGUCAACAAUAUUGCGGACAGUCUUCCCCAAACCGCCCACGAAGAAAACCUCACUCCAACACCGGAUCCGCAAGGUCAACCUGGUCCGCAAAGUCAACCGGUUUCGCAGAGUCAGCCGGUUUCGCAGAGUCAACCGGUUUCGCAGAGUCAACCGGUUUCGCAGAGUCACCCGGCUUCGCAAAGUCAACCUGUUCCACAAAGUCAAGCAGUACCACCAAAUCCCACCACCGAAGCCAUCACCUUGAUGGCUCACAUGCUUCUUGAUCCUCAAACCGCCCGCGAAGAAACCAACCCUCGAACACCGGUUGCGCAAAUUCAACCGGUCCCAAGUCAACCUGUUUCGCAAAGUCAAGCAGUACCGCCAAAUCCCAUCACCGAAGCCAUCACCUUGAUGGCGCACAUGUUUCUCACACAAGUCAACGCAACUGAGUAUGUAAAAUAUAUCCAGGUCGUCGAAAUUGAGCCAAACGCCAAGGUCUUCUUGUCUCUAGCUUCUACUACGAAUCCUGAUGUUUGUCAGACUUGGCUUUUGGCCAAAUUCCGCCAACUUAAAUGGUAA